Callorhinus ursinus (northern fur seal) is the source of this 1389-nucleotide messenger RNA. RefSeq names its product SRY-box transcription factor 8 (gene SOX8). NCBI's taxonomy places the organism in Eukaryota, Metazoa, Chordata, Mammalia, Carnivora, Otariidae. Gene Ontology annotation, biological process: morphogenesis of an epithelium; peripheral nervous system development; negative regulation of transcription by RNA polymerase II. Gene Ontology annotation, molecular function: DNA-binding transcription factor activity, RNA polymerase II-specific; RNA polymerase II cis-regulatory region sequence-specific DNA binding. Gene Ontology annotation, cellular component: nucleus. The record is from RefSeq and is a predicted model, not a curated record.
AUGCUGGACAUGAGCGAGGCCCGCGCCCAGCCGCCCUGCAGCCCGUCCGGCACCGCCAGCUCCAUGUCGCACGUGGAGGACUCGGACUCGGACGCGCCGCCGUCGCCUGCCGGUUCCGAGGGUCUGGGCCGCGCGGCGGGCGCGGGGGGCGGCGGCCGGGGCGACGCGGCCGAGGCGGCGGACGAACGCUUCCCGGCCUGCAUCCGCGACGCCGUGUCGCAGGUGCUCAAGGGCUAUGACUGGAGCCUGGUGCCCAUGCCGGUGCGCGGGGGCGGCGGCGGCGCGCUGAAGGCCAAGCCUCACGUGAAGCGGCCCAUGAACGCCUUCAUGGUGUGGGCGCAGGCGGCACGCCGCAAGCUAGCCGAUCAGUACCCGCACCUGCACAACGCUGAGCUCAGCAAGACGCUGGGCAAGUUGUGGCGCUUGCUGAGCGAGAGUGAGAAGCGCCCCUUCGUGGAGGAGGCUGAGCGGCUGCGGGUCCAGCACAAGAAGGACCACCCGGAUUACAAGUACCAGCCACGUCGCAGGAAGAGCGUGAAAACAGGCCAAGGCGACUCUGACUCCGGAGCCGAGCUGGGCCCCCACCCCGGCAGUGCCGUGUACAAGGCCGAUGCGGGCCUUGGUGACCCUCACCACCACAGCGACCACACAGGGCAGACCCACGGGCCACCCACCCCACCCACCACCCCCAAGACAGACCUGCACCAUGGGGGCAAGCCGGAGCUGAAGCUGGAAGGCCGCCGCCUGGCGGACAGUGGGCGCCAAAACAUCGACUUCAGCAACGUGGACAUCUCAGAGCUGAGCAGUGAGGUCAUCGGAAACAUGGACACCUUCGAUGUACACGAGUUCGACCAGUACCUGCCCCUCAACGGCCACUCGGCCCUGCCCGCGGAGCCGGGCCAGCCCGCCGCCGGCUCCUAUGGGGCUGCCUCCUACUCACACUCGGGGGCGGCCAGCAUCGGGGCGUCCCCCGUGUGGGCCCACAAGGGAGCCCCGUCGGCCUCCGCGUCGCCCACCGAGGCGGGCCCCCCGCGGCCGCACAUCAAGACGGAGCAGCUGAGCCCCAGCCACUACGGCGACCAGUCACACGGUUCUCCGGGCCGUGCCGACUACGGCUCCUACGGCGGCCAGGCCAGCGUCACCACGGCCGCCCCCGCCGCGGCGGCCAGCUCCCUCACCAGCUCGCAGUGCGACUACACCGACCUGCAGGCCCCCGGCUACUACAGCCCAUACCCGGGCUUCCCGUCCAGCCUUUACCAGUGUUCCUACUUCCACCCUUCUCGUCGGCCCUACGCCUCGCCCCUGCUCAGCGGCCUCUCCGUGCCGCCUGCCCACAGCCCACCCGGCAACUGGGACCAGCCCGUGUACACUACCCUGACCAGGCCCUGA